Messenger RNA from Ornithodoros turicata, 2271 nucleotides. RefSeq lists its product as uncharacterized. The record is from RefSeq and is a predicted model, not a curated record. Bases 643 to 2205 code for a protein of 520 amino acids. Lineage: Eukaryota; Metazoa; Arthropoda; Arachnida; Ixodida; Argasidae. The transcript is spliced from 2 exons.
ACUAUGAUGUAGAAGCUAGGUCAGUUGCAACAUCGACUCCUCCUAAGCCUCCUAAACGCUGGCCGGGUAACUGCCGCGUACUACGUAACUGUAUAGGGCAUAGCGUUCAGCUAACGACGGCCCCAUAUUGACGUCGCGCGGGGGAAGAGGGGCUAUCUCCCCCCUAAAAAACAAGCAUUAGGUUAAAUAUUAGGUUUUUCACCCCUUCCCAGGUUCAGGUUUACCUCUUUCCUUUUUAUAAGGGCAGGCGUGAAGCAGGACAAUCUAACUAGGCGUUCGGGAAACAAUAAACCACUGCUCCGAGGGUCUCGAUCUGCCCUUGCUUAAUAUAUCAGAAAUGGGAAUUACCUCUGUUUCGCUACAAUAAAACGGAAAUGUCUUUCUCAGCUGUCACAGCGGGGAAUAAUUAACAAGCCAUCACUGGAUAUUUGAUAUAAAUUGACAUUGGCAGCACUUCCAAUUGUGCAUUUCAUUGGCAAAGCACAACGAAGAAGAGGAAUCACUGGCUCGUGAUUGCAAACCAAUCCAUCGAUGUUCCACCGAACUUAAAGCAUACUUUCGGGACUGAUUUUCCAAAAAGUCCUUCGCGUUACUCGUCAUCAGCGUGGUACGCUCCAUGCAGUGGCAGUCUGCUCAUGAACAAUGAGCCAGCCACCUGAACAGGUUGUAAUUUCACCCGAAGGGGGGACACAUUCAUUUCUCGUACCUGCUGUGGAAUCACGUAGUCAACAAAACGGGGACCCAGAAGAAGACACCUCGCAACAUGAAGGAGAUACCUACAUGCACACAUUCGCAAAGACUUCGAGCUGCGUGGAUCUGGGGGCCGGUGAGGCUUGCGGUGAGCCGACAGUGGAUAAUUGCAGUAUGGUGUCUAAGGAACAUAUUAUUUACACUGUUCAAGAAAAAGGUGACCACUGCCAAGCUCAACUACCGGAGAGAGACAUUCAAUAUCAGCUUGAAUUGCGAAUGAAAGGUGAAGUUAAACAGGCUACAUCCAUUUCUGUUUCCAUUGUUGAUAGCGGUGCCAUCACUUCAGACAGUCGAAAACUACACAUUUCAAGUGCACUCGACGAAAUCAUUGACGUGAACCUGGAGCGUUGUGACAGUAUAUCAACCGUGAACGAAUACCUAACACCCGAUGGCUCUGAAGUCUCCAUCACAGAUGUCACUUACCUCGCCGGUGCAACUGGUGCACAGCUCAUUCAGGUACAGAAUGUAUCAUACGAUGAAAGUCCCGAUGUCUUUUGCUCAAGUCUCGACGUCUUCCCACCUCUGAAACAAGAAGAAAAUACCACGCCAUUCCUCAACAGUCUUCAGGCCAGCUCGGAAACCAUCCAGUCCAGGACUCCAACUCCUCCACUACUGGAACAUCCACCAGAGAUACUUGACGUGUCUGCUGCAACAGCCGUAAGCUCAGAUGCAUUGUUUCACGAAGACACGAGUGAUGAAGAAGUUGAGAGAAAUAAUGCUGAGGAGCAGCAGACUGCCACAAUACUGGACAUCUCAGAUCAGAGGGUUAACUUCAUGAAUACGCCAAGCACGCUGUCACCCAUUAGUUCUCACAGAAUGUCUCUGGACCAAAGUGCUGAAGACAGUUGCCGACCAAUGACCAACAUGAGAAGUACAAGCAGUAGCAGCAGCAGCAGCAGUACCAGCACGCUUAGUGGUACGAAUGAACCUGCAGACGCACCCUUAACUCCCACCACUCACAGUCCAAACAGGGACAGUGACCCCACGAUCAGCAGCGUCACAAAACUGCUUCAGUCGUCUAGUUCUGGGAUCAGCGUUCCGGGCACAAAGUCGACGGCUGAAAGGAAGAGGCUUCACAAACUAUUUUCUUGGGUCACGUUCAAGUCGAUGGUGGGAAAGAGACUCGAGACCAUUGCUGGCUGUUUCAAGAGCAAGAAAGAUUCCAACAAAAAGGGUUUCUUUAAUCCGACGACCCAGAGACUGGCAAGCAGACGACUUUAUGAAGAAGGUUUGUACGACGAAGCUAACGAAGACGUUUUUGGUGACCGGAGCCAGGGAGAAUGCAGACCUCGGACACCUCGUUUGCAGCUCGACUCCGAUGGGGAUGAACUGUUGGAAGAGGUUGACAAUGAGACUUCGGACAAGUUCUAUUCAACGAGGCUUCAGUGGAACAUAAGGGGGAUUUAUCAGCGAGCUGCUUCUUAUGUUCACUCCUUCUGGGGGAGGGGUUCCUAAAUAUUGUUUUUGUUUGGUUGUUGCCUCCACAAUGUGUUGAAAAUAAAACUGGCAUUUCGAAAAGUG